This is a messenger RNA of Talaromyces amestolkiae, 954 nucleotides long. RefSeq lists its product as uncharacterized. The record is from RefSeq and is a predicted model, not a curated record. Bases 1 to 954 code for a protein of 317 amino acids. The transcript has a single exon. Lineage: Eukaryota; Fungi; Ascomycota; Eurotiomycetes; Eurotiales; Trichocomaceae.
AUGGCCGACUUCCAGUUCAUCCGUCUUGCGACAAAACCCACAGCACAAAUAUCCUAUAAUUUCCAGCCAUCAGUUUCCACAGCCAAGCCAGCAUUGCUAGUCUUUCUGAAUGGCCUCGGACUGCCCCAAGUGACAUGGCUGCAGACCAUCGCUCAACUAAAAACACUGCGUAACAACGCAAACAUUCCCGCUAUCCUGACCUAUGACCGCUUUGGACAGGGCCAAACCACAGAUCGCGACCCGAAGGAUGAAGGAGCUGCAGACCCAACGCAUGGCCAUGACUGCCUGGAAGUGGUUCACGACCUCCACCAACUCAUCAGCCAGAUCAUCGUCGAGAAGAUGGGCGUGUCUGACAGCACCAACGUGACUCUAUUCCUAGUCGCAAACUCAAUUGGAUGUGCGCUGGCCCGACUUUAUGCACAAGAGUAUCCUGGCACUGUAGCAGGGUUGUUACUUCUCGAUAGUGUCCUGGCGAACUCCGACUUUGUCUCGGUUUUCCCAGAUCCAGAUGCAACAGAGUUUGAUGCCGCUUCCCUGCCUGCGGGGGUUACUGCUGAGGCAUUGCGCGAAUCACGAGAGAGCGUACGACGAAUCUUCCAUCCUGAUAAUGGUAGCAAGGAAGGUCUGAGCCGGAAGAACUUAGCGUCACUACUGCCCGCCAGCGAUGGGCCCGUCCUGCAGGGGCCGGAUGGUCAUGGACCCUACGUGACCGUUGUUGGUCACGAUUUUGAGGCCUUUGCGGAGGAGUCAGCAAAGAUGGGACAUCAGAAAUUGUUGACGACGACGUACACUAACCCGUACUGGCAUCAAUACAACGAAGGGUUGGCCAAGAUCACGGAAGCAGCAAGGAGUAAAGGGCCGUUGCAGGCGCCGGGUUCAGGUCAUUUUGUGCAAAAGGAUAAUCCGGCGUUUGUGGCUCAGGAGUUGGAUGAAAUUCUGUCCAAAGUUUUAUGA